Molecule: messenger RNA, 2610 nt
Organism: Aspergillus tanneri
Lineage: Eukaryota; Fungi; Ascomycota; Eurotiomycetes; Eurotiales; Aspergillaceae
Product: transcription factor domain-containing protein
Exons: 5
Coding region: 1-2610 (869 amino acids)
Biological process (GO): DNA-templated transcription; regulation of DNA-templated transcription
Molecular function (GO): zinc ion binding; DNA binding; DNA-binding transcription factor activity, RNA polymerase II-specific
Source: RefSeq, a predicted model, not a curated record
AUGCAGCAUCCAACGUUUGGCGCUAAAGAUAUGACCUCAUUCGGAGCUCUGGAUGGCCACUCCUUUGUACAGAAGAAUCCCAGAUCCCAUACCGGACUCGAUGCUCGGUGGCGUAACCCACUGGGAAGAAAACCGCCUCCCGAUCUUUCCAGAGACCCUCGAGUAAGCCGGUUGCCUCAGGCAUGUGAGCUGUGUUACCGAAAAAAGAUUAAAUGUGAGGUCGAGGGCUCCAGCGCGACCUGUAUUCAAUGUAUGCGCCGUAAUGUAACCUGCAAAUUCACCUCGAGGAAGGAGAAACGAGACAAUCUGAAAAGAGCACAUUACGUGAAGUGUUUAGAAGAACGACUGAAGAGGACGGAAUCGCUGCUCCGCGCUGCCGGGCUGCUUGACGAAGAAGCAAUCGGCUACGAUGACUUCAGCACCGAUGAUGACGAACAUGACGAGAGCGAUAUCGAAGAUGAUGCCGACUAUCCUUCGCAAGACAGUAGCCGUAGUUCUGGAGAGUUGCGAGGAGAGUCGAUGGAUUCCGCUUAUGCGUCUGGAUCCUGGGAUACCGCCGAUAGUCAAUCCAGGCCAUUGAACUCGGACAAGGGCAGGACCAAGCGCUGUCAACCGCCGAUAAACUCCUAUCUGCCUCCUUGUUCUCCUUGUUCAGUAAUCCGAGUUGACUCCAAGGAAGACUCUCGAUAUUUUGGACGAUGCUCGUCCUUGUCUAUAUUAUCUCGAGAUGGGAUUGAGUGGAUCAAGAGUAAGACGGGCGAUGCGACGUUCCUUACGCCAUUGUUUUCCAGCACGAAUCACGAUAGGCCGUGGGACUACUGGCGCCCGGACGUAUUUCAUGACGUGUUUUCCUGUAAAGUUUUCAAACCGUUGCCGCCGCGAGGGGAAGUUUUUUCCCUCCUACGGGACUAUUUUCGCACCGUCAACCGCCUGUUUCCACUGUACCACGAGGCAUCGUUCAUGCAGUUGAUCGAAUGGCAGUACACGCAGCAAACGUGUGAUGAUGCGGCCCGGUGGGCCGGCAUCAACGUCAUACUCGCGCUGGCCUAUGAAUAUCGAUUUUCCAACGGGCAGAAGUCGGAAAAAGAUCGCGAGAAGGCAUGGCUGUAUUAUAAGAAUUCCAUGUCGGUGUUUGCAGAGCUGACCAUGCGACGGACGGAUCUCUUAAGCGUGCAGGCCCUCCUGGGUAUGGCCCUGUUCCUUCGCGGGAACUCGGGGACCCAGUCGGCUUUGCCUAUUGUCACGGCAGCCAUCCGGUCCUGUCAAAGGAUGGGUCUCCAUCGAGACAUCCCGCAACCGCAUCUCUCGGCGGUAGAGCAAGAGCAGAGGAAGAGGGUUUUCUGGAUCGCCUUUAUCCUUGACCAAAGUUCAUGUAUUCGCGUGGGGAAUGCGCCGACCCAGCAUCCCGACGAUUUUGAUAUCGGGUUUCCGACUGAAACGGCGGACGACGAAUUCAUCAUGUUGAACAAUCAUUCGUUCUUCCAGCAACUGUGCCAUAUGACUGUGAUCAAGAGCCGGAUCUAUUCCCGGCUGUAUGCGACCAAGGCUCUGCAUAAUCAAUCCCUGGAGGAUAUUUGGGAGACUGUCAAAGAGCUGCAGCUCGAACUGGACGAGUGGAAGAAUGUAGAUGCAUUCCACGACGAGCAUUUAAAACAGCGAGGGGGCAGCGACGACUUCCUGAUGGGGUUCGCCUGCGUCGGUCUGCAGUUCGUCUACUAUAAUGCUCUAAUUAUGAUCCAUCGCCUGCCGGUUCUGAUCCAUUUUGCGUACAUGCGUCGUCUGGCGGGUGGAGCUCGAACGUCGCGGGAUUCGCGGGCGAUCAUAAACCAGGCGUCCACCUCGACGGCGAUUUGCGUACAAGCUGCGCGGGACACCUUGAAAUUGGUGAAUAACCUGCCAUGGGGCGAUGUGGCAUGGAUAUGGUCAUUGCUGUAUUACAUCUUUCUAGCGGUGAUGACGAUCUUCGUGAACAUCCUGCGGGAUAGUCGACAUCCCAAUUCGAAAGACGACCUCCAGACGUUGAGCAUGGCGUCGACAUUCUUCGCGACACUGAUUCCGGGCGAUCGACCGUGUGCGUAUGCGCGGUUCAUGACGCGGAUGUGCGCCAACUUCGAGCGCAUCGCGCGGAUGGUAAUCGAGCGUGAACAGAAAACCAUCCAACUGGAGAAGACGCAGCCAGCUCCAGCUCCAGCUCCGGAGGAACCGAAGAUGCCUUCCAUUCCUUCGACGGGUGUUGAUAUCCCGCAGUUGGAGGGACUCCCGCCUAUUAAUUCGUCGGGAUAUGUUGUUCUUGGCAGUCCUGAACCUAUACCUGCCACUGAAUCUGCUAGUAAUACUACUAGUAGUAGUGGUGCUGAUGUACCGUAUCGACCGAUAGGAAAUAACAUCAACAUAAUUGGUAAUGGCCUGGCACCCGAUCUAUGGCAGAUUCCAUUAACAACGGACUGGGAGCUGGGGAAUCAGUUCUGGGGUGGGCUCUUUGGCGCGAACUGCCCGGGGAGCGAAGACCUGACGAUGAUAUCUCAGCCUUCAGCUAUGGAUAUGGGAUUUGGAUACGGGGAAGCGUUUGGGAGUCAGUGGAGUUAUGGGCCAUUUUUUGAUCCAUUCUGA